AGGAGGCAAGAAGAGAUUCACAGAAAAUGGCGACUUCUGUCUCUCCCACGGCCACGAGCACACACCACACCAGAGGUUUUCCACACACCCACUCAUACCCUAAUUCAAACCUUCAACCCUUCGUCCUCUCCUUUCCAAUCUCAUGCCAUCGCUCCUCACCUUCUCCAAUCCGUUUCCACCCUCCAUCUUUACCUCCGCGCACCGCUUCUCUCCGCCGACGCGCCUCCACCCCCUCCCCACCCCCUCCGCCGGAAUCCGACCCUCCCCCCCAAAAUGACCCCGUGCCGCUGACAGGUCUCGUGGCAACUUUCUCUAGAUUCCAAGACAGCAUCCAGAUCUUCUUUGCUGUUCUUUUUUGGCUGUCUCUGUUCUUCUGGGCUUCGGCAUGGGAUGGGAGGAACGGUGGUAGACCAAACAAGGGGUCUCGACUUAGAAGAUGAGCAGUGAGCAUUUGCUUUGUAUAUAUGGUAGUAUAUAUUCAGACGGAGGAGUGGUAUUAUCAUAUACACAUGAAGAUAAUAUUACAAUUGUUCUUGUAGCUCAUAAACAACAGACUUGAUUCAUUUUGUGGGAAAACAUUCUGUGUAACAUUUAUGUUAUAGCAGAAAUAAAAUAUGUUGUGACACAGCAA
Molecule: messenger RNA, 631 nt
Organism: Vitis vinifera (wine grape)
Lineage: Eukaryota; Viridiplantae; Streptophyta; Magnoliopsida; Vitales; Vitaceae
Product: probable methyltransferase PMT11
Exons: 2
Coding region: 27-440 (137 amino acids)
Source: RefSeq, a predicted model, not a curated record